Messenger RNA from Meloidogyne enterolobii, 1744 nucleotides. NCBI's taxonomy places the organism in Eukaryota, Metazoa, Nematoda, Chromadorea, Rhabditida, Meloidogynidae. The record is from the annotation of a GenBank genome assembly.
AUGAUCUUAAAUCCUUCAAACUUUGGUGGGGGUGGUCCAAUGUUACAGCAUUCAUCAUCAUCAGCUGCUUCUGGUGCUGGUCCUUCUUGCUCAUCAAUACCAUCACAACCUCAAAGUCAAGUUUCUUCUCAACAAAUGUUUGGAUCGCCACCAUCUCAAGCAACAACAGUCAAUACUUUAUUGGAUGGAUACAAUCCAAAUCCAUUCCGUUCAACAAAUCCUCCAAACAAAACUGGUGGUCAAGGUAGUGGACAACAACAGUUUUCAUCAAAUGAUGGAAUGCCUCUUCCUGAACCGCCAGCAACUACUAGAGAUUGGCAUGCUUCUAUAACUCCUGAUUUGAGAAAUCAUUUAGUUGGAAAAUUGGUUAAGGCCAUUUUUCCAUCACCCGAUCCUGCUGCAAUUCAUGACCAACGCAUUCGUGAUUUAAUCACAUAUGCUCGAAAGGUCGAAAAAGACAUGUUCGAACAAGCGCCAGAUAAAGAAGCUUAUUAUCAUAUGUUAGCAGAAAAAAUUUACAAAAUUCAAAAAGAAUUGCAAGAAAAGAAAAACCGACGAUUAAAUGAACAACAAAAUCAACAACUUGGAGGAGGACAAUUACAACAACAGGCAGAUUUACAACAACAUCAUCAAGCAUUGAUACAUCAACAAUCAGUACAUAUUAGAGAAAUAAAGCAAGAACCAAAAGGUGAACAACAACAGCCUCAAGGGAAUCAACCAAUGUUAAAUUUUGUUGAUCAAAUACCUAAUAAACGUCCAAAGAUUGAGGAACCUGAUAUUCCAUCAAACUCAGAACUAUCAUUAUCAAUUAAAAUGGAAUUAACUAAUAAUACUAACACCAACAUAUUUCCAUCAACAUCUUCAGAAUCUGCUUCAACUAUUAAUACUAAUAGGCGUCCUACAACACCUAAAGAAUCUAAGCCAAGCACUUCAACUGCUCCUCCUGAACCUAUAAUUCGUGAUCCAAAGAUAUUUAGUGCUAAUGAAUUGAGAAGCCAUUUAUUACCAGUAUGGCAAAAAUUGUGGGAUACUGAACCUGAAUGUAUACCUUUCCGUUUACCUGUAGAUCCGGAGUCGUUAAACAUUCCGGAUUACUUUGAUAUUAUUAAAAAUCCAAUGGAUCUUAAAACAAUAAAAGAUGGGCUAGAUCAAGGAAAAUAUAAAAAUCCAUGGGAGGUUUGUGAUCACAUGUGGCUAAUGUUUGAAAAUGCUUGGCUCUACAAUCGUAAAAACACAAAAGUCCACAAAUGGUGUACUCGUUUAAGCGAAAUAUUUAUUGAAGAAAUUAAUCCAGUAAUGAGACAAAUGGGUUAUUGUUGUGGUCAAAAACUUUCAUUUACUCCAUUAGUUCAAUUUUGUUUUGGAAUAACUAAAAAUAAUGCUGCUUGUGUUAUUGCUAGAGAUCAACCAUAUUUUAUGUAUGAAUGUAGUUCUAGCGGUUUUGGUGUUACUGUUGCUGAAAAAUAUAUUUAUUGUGUUAAAUGUUUUGAAGCUUUGCCUGAAAAGGGAAUUAAUUUGAAUGAAAAUACUUCUGAUCCUCCAAAGUUUGUUUUUGUUUUUCGAUUUUUUUUAGAAAUUUCGUUAUUCGGGUCAGGAAAGGUCUUCUCAUACAUCCUGAAAACGUAACCGCUAUUUUUCGACUUGAAACUCGAAUCCCAAUCCGACAGUUUCUUAACCCUACUCAUCCCUAUACAAGUGUUAAAAUCGUAGGGUGAAAAUUCAAAGUUAGGUGUUAGGAGAUAGG